AUGUCCGCCAACGAGCUGAACACCGUCGCCGCCGUGCUCCAUGGCUGUGCCUCCCCCUACAACCUCCUCGUCUUCGGUCUCAGCCACGAAACCCUACUGUGGAAUUCCCUCAAUCACAACGGCCGCACCGUGAUCGUUAGCGACAGCGCAUACCUCGUGUCGAAAUUGGAGGAGAAGUACCCGUCGAUCGAAGCCUACGACGUCCAAUUCACGACGAAAGCGAUUGAUUCGGAUGGAAAGACGGAAUUAGGGGAGAACUCUUGGGAUCAACUUCAGGCCGAGCAAGUUUGGGUUUAUUGUAGUAAAAAGUUGAGAUAUAGUACUGAAGCUGCUAAGAAGUUAGAUUCGGGUCUAUCUCAUUCAGCUUCUACAGCUUACGGUGGUGUGGGAUUUGGUUCGAGUUUGUCACAGAAAAGGAACAUUCAGAAGGCUAUAGCCGAUCUGCCUCCAAAGGAGAAGAUAGAAAUUCUGAAAUGCUUGCGAGAUAGAAAGUUCCCAUUGCAAGUCUUGAAUGACGAGCAAAGGAUUUUACUUGAUGAAUGCCAAAAUUUAUUUCCUGGUUGGGCUGGUAUUCCAAGAAGGUACCUGAGACAUAAAAGUGGCAUACGCAAGGUCUUACAAACUGCUUCGGGUUCGGAACCUGUAUCACCAUCUUCACCUACUUCAGAAGAAUCAGAUCCCAACAAUCCUUCACCAUUUGAUCUUGACUACCCUUCACCAUCAGAGCUCGACUAUCCUCCCGUGGCAAUGAAAAAAUAUACACCUAUGGCUUCACAAGAGAUUCCUAGUAACAACAGAAUGUAUCUUGUAAGUGGUGUGAUUGCAAGUUCAAUGGCAGGAAUUGCUCUUGCAGCACUAGUUUUGUUUCUUUGCGUAAAUAAAGAUAGGAGUGAUGAUGAACCGAAAGAUGUGCCCAGAGAUGACAAGCCUCUUCUCAACUUCAACGGUACUGAUUCUCCAGGUGUGACGGAUAACAAUCGCCCGAUGGGUGCACCAAGCAGCUUUAAUUUCAAAGCGACUUCGACUGUUGGCAGUUCAGUUGGCGCUUAUACUGCUGCUUCUCAUGCUGUAUCUGGCGAGAUAGAAGAAAAUGGGGAGGCGUACGUGAAAAUCCCAUUACCACUUCCUCCGGGAAGAGCAUCAACGUCUGCAGCUGGUGGUGGUGGUGGUGGUGGUGGUUCCAAUGGGAUAAUGGGAGCACCCACAGCAGGAACAGCAGCUGCAGCGGGAGGCGAGGCAAAAGCAUCAGUAGGGGCAGUGGGAGGAGCUAAAGAACCACAAGAAAAAGCACCACCACCUACACCGCCAACACCGCCUCCCAAGGCAGUGGCACCACCUCCUCCUCCACCGGUAUUCGGAGCCCCGGCUCCUCCGCCGCCGCCUAGAGGCGGCCGCCCACCGCCUAAUGCACCAGGAAAACCUCCACCGAUGGCCCCCCAUCAUCGACGCAAUUCAUCAAGCGACUCCCUAGCUUCGGACGACUCAGUAGCUCCCAAGGCCAAGUUAAAGCCAUUCUUCUGGGACAAGGUUAUGGCAAGCCCGGAUCAAUCAAUGGUUUGGCAUGAGAUCAAAGCCGGCUCUUUCCAGUUUGAUGAGGAGAUGAUGGAAUCUCUAUUUGGAUACUCAGCUGACCAGAAGAAACAUAGAAGAAAGGACUCAACUUCAUCAGAAUCUUCUACUCCACAGUUUAUUCAUAUUAUUGAUCAUAAAAAAGCACAGAACUUAUCAAUUCUUCUAAAAGCCUUGAAUGUGACAUCAGAAGAAGUCUGUGAUGCUAUGAAAGAAGGCAAUGAGCUCCCACCAGAAUUCAUUCAAAAUCUGUUGAAAAUGGCACCAACAGCCGACGAAGAACUAAAGCUUAGGUUAUAUACUGGAGAUCCUUUUCUAAUUGGCCCGGCUGACCGGUUCCUCAAGGCCUUGAUUGAAAUCCCUUUCGCCUUUAAACGUUUGGAAUCAUUGUUGUAUGUAAGCACGUUUCAGGAGGACUUCACUGCAGUCAAACAAUCUUUCACAACUUUAGAGGCAGCCUGUGAUGAGCUCAAAAACAGCAGACUCUUCCUGAAACUACUGGAAGCUGUUCUCAAAACUGGAAACCGAAUGAAUGAUGGUACCUACCGCGGUGGUGCUCAGGCAUUCAAGCUCGACACGCUCUUGAAACUCUCUGAUGUGAAAGGAACAGACGGGAAGACCACACUGCUGCAUUUUGUUGUGCAUGAAAUAAUCCGUGGAGAAGGAGUAAGAGCUGCCCGUAGAAUGAGGGAGGGCAAGAGUUUGUCCAGUGUGAGGACAGAUGAUCUUAGUGAUGAUGCUUCCCACGACAUGGAAGAGUACUACCGAAGCCUUGGUCUUCAAGAACUGUCCAGACUCUCCAGCGGCCUCUUGAAUGUGAAAAAGGCAGCGGCGAUUGAUCGUGAUAUCAUAAGUGAGUACGUGAUAAAACUUGGCCAGUCCCGUUUCAAGACUAAAGAAUUUCUUGAGAACGAGAUGAGUAGCUUGGAUGAAGAAAGUAAGUUUUUUGAAACUCUCACGAAAUUCAUCAACCAGUGUGAGGCCGACACUGCCUGGAUCAUGGAGGAGGAAAAGAGAGUGAUGGGCGUAGUGAAGAGCACCGGGGAUUACUUCCAUGGUUCGGCAGGCAGGGACGAGGGGGGGAAUCUCUUUGGAAUCGUCCGCGACUUUUUAGCAAUGGUGGACAAGGCAUGCCUAGACGUAAAGAACUCCAUAAAACUGCCAAAGACACAGAGAAAAGAUGCCUUCACGCCAUCAUUAUCGCCUUCACCAUCUCAAGGGUCACCCCCAGCCUCGGAGACCUCCCAUGAGAUGCAGUCGCGACUGUUUCCGGCAAUGAGGGCGCGCCAAAUUGAUGAUGAAUUCAGCUCGGACGAUGAUACCUAAUCUUUUCCCUAAGGGCUCACUGAAGAUGUUAGACUUUCUAAACAAGGUUGUCAUCGGACGGGUUCGCUCGAUACACCAGAUGCCAAGGAUGAUGGGCAGCCACAAUGAAAGAAGGUAUACCGAUGUGAAGAGUUGUGUGAACAAAUGCAGAAGAAUUGAUCUACAGUGUUGAUAGAUAUAAAACACAUGUUUCUUCAUGGCUGUGAAGAGGUUCAAAACCAUAAACUUUUUCUCUGAAAUCCGAAUUUCUUGCUAAUGUCUCUAUUUUAUUAUAUUAUCUAUUGUCUAUAUUCAAUCCUAA
Molecule: messenger RNA, 3196 nt
Organism: Salvia hispanica
Lineage: Eukaryota; Viridiplantae; Streptophyta; Magnoliopsida; Lamiales; Lamiaceae
Product: formin-like protein 5
Biological process (GO): actin nucleation; actin cytoskeleton organization
Molecular function (GO): actin filament binding
Source: RefSeq, a predicted model, not a curated record